AUGGGCUCGUUCGUAGAUCGGGACAACGUCUCGAUAGCGAUAACAGGCCUGUCUUGCAGAUUCCCAGGCGAUGGCGAGAACCCGCAGGUGUUCUGGGACGCAAUAUGCAGCGGCAAAUCCGCAUGGUCCGAAGUCCCAGCUUCUCGCUGGAACGGCGACAGUUUCUGGUCCGCGAGUAAACAACGUAACAAAGCCAUCACCAAGAGCGGUCACUUCAUUAAACAGGAUGUGUCCAAAUUUGACGCCACUUUCUUUGGCAUUUCUUCAGCCGAGGCGGCUGCCAUGGACCCGCAGCACCGCCUCAUGACCGAGGUGGCCUACGAAGCGGUUGAGUCGGCCGGCUUGACACUCAAGGAGCUUCAGGGGUCCCGAACCGGCGUUUGGAUGGGUCAUUUCACAUCCGACUACAAGGAAAUGCUCUACCGCGAUUCCGACGGCGCCCCGCCGUACGCGGCCACGAGUCUGCAGAAGACGAGCCUGGCGAACCGCAUCAGCUGGUUGUGGGACUUGCGCGGGCCGAGCUUUACUCUCGACACGGCGUGUAGCUCGUCCUUGGUUGCCUUGCACUUGGCCUGCCAGAGUUUGCGGACGGGCGAGAGCGACAUGGCUAUCGUCGGUGGUAGCAAUCUGAUGUUGGGGCCUGAAGUAUUUAUCUUCUUCGGCGGACAAGGCUUCCUUUCUCCGGACGGCAAGUCAAAAUCAUUCGACAUCUCCGCGGAUGGCUACGGCCGUGGAGAGGGUUUUGCCGCCGUGGUCUUGAAGCGCGCCGACGACGCCAUCCGGGACAAUGAUCCGAUGCGUGCUGUUAUCCGCGGAACGGCAUCUAAUCAGGACGGCCACACGAAAGGCUUUACGCUGCCUGAUUCUGGAGCCCAAACGAGGCUCAUCAAGGAGGUCUAUGCACAGGCGAGGCUAGGAUUUGAGGGAACAGGUUACGUAGAAGCUCACGGAACCGGAACACAGGCGGGAGACGUCGAGGAGACGCUCGCUCUGUCUCAAACACUGUCGUCGUCUCACUCCGCAGCCAACAAGCUCCUGCUAGGAUCCGUCAAGUCGAACAUUGGCCACUUGGAAGCGGCCGCCGGUCUGGCUGCGGUGAUCAAAUCGGUCCUGAUUCUCGAGCAUGGCAUGAUUCCACCCAACAUCCACCUGCAAACCCCAAACCCAAAAAUCCCCUUUGAAGACUGGAAUCUCAAAGUACCCACGUGUCUCACACCGUUUCCAGCCAACAAGGACAAGGACGGAGUAAGGCGCAUCAGCGUUAACUCAUUUGGCUACGGUGGGACGAAUGCCCACGCAAUUCUUGACGACGCCGCGUCCUAUCUCAAGUCGCGAGCCGUCGCUAAUGGGCUACACUUCACGAAAACCAUCGGAGGACGGCGUGAACUCACUACUACGAGUCGUGGGUCAUCCGACAGCGCGGCCGUGGGAUCGGGUAAAAUCAAGCGCCUCUAUCCCAUCACCUCACAAGAUCGCAACGGGCUUUUGCGUGCCAAGAAAGCCCUUGCAUCGUAUCUCAAGUCGUCGUACUUCACAUCCCUGCCCGAGGAUCAGCAAAUAAACUUCCUUCAGGACGUUGCCUUCACCCUGAGCAAAAAGCGGACUUUUUUUCAGUGGAAAUCGUACGUCAUCGCGCCCUCUUCGUCAAUACAAGACUUUGCGCGAGCCCUGGAGAAGAAAGACGCUUCGGUUGCAGAGACGCUCAGUUCACGCACGCCCAGGCUGGGUUUUGUCUUCACCGGCCAGGGUGCGCAGUGGCCGGCCAUGGGCAUGGAGCUGUUUAAGGCGUACCCCGUCUUUCGCGCAAGCGUUGAGUCGGCCGAUGCCUACCUGCGAGAGCUCGGUUGCCAGUGGUCGGCGAUCCAGGAGCUUGGCGAGACCGCAAAGAAUAAGUCCAAGAUAGCCAUCGCAGAGUACUCCCAGCCGCUUUGCACAAUUUUGCAGGUAGCUCUGGUCGAUCUCCUGAGGGAUUGGAACAUCCUCCCACACUCCGUCACGGGUCACUCGUCCGGUGAGAUCGCCGCAGCCUACUGCAUGGGUGCGCUGUCCCGCGAGUCAGCGUGGAAGACGGCAUACUUCCGAGGAACACUUGCAACCGCGCUGAAAGAAAUGGCACCCGAUAUCAAGGGCGCUAUGAUGGCGCUUGGGUUGGGGCCGGACGCAGCCGCGGACAUGAUUACGAGGGCCAAGGCAGACUGGCAAGUCAGCGUUGCCUGCGUCAACUCGCCGACCUCGGUGACCAUCUCGGGAGACGCUACCGGAGUCGAUAAGAUGCUGGCCACAGCGGAAGAGGAAGGCGCGUUUGCUCGUAAGCUGCAAGUCGAUACCGCCUAUCACUCGUUCCACAUGCAGAUGGUUUCACAGGACUACAUGGAGGCCAUCUACGAUCUGGAAGUCGAACCCACUGCUGCGGAAUCCAAGAUACGUAUGCACACCUCAGUCACUGGCACCGCGAUUGACGACCCGGAAGAUUUGGGUCCUGCGCACUGGGUGAAAAACCUGAUCAGCCCGGUGCAGUUCGCAUCGGCAAUCCAGAAUCUAGUGCGUCCCCUGGAGAGCAAGUCCAACGGACGCCCACGAGAAAACGCUGUGCACAUCCUGGUGGAGAUCGGCCCUCACAGCGCUUUGCGAGGACCCUCUCUCCAGAGCCUUAAAUCCAUUGGUGUGACCAAUGUGCCGUACUUCUCUGCCUUGACGAGGAACGAGGACGGAGUCGACAGCGCACUGAAUCUUGCUGGCACGCUGUUCAGCCACGGUGUCCCCGUCGACUUUGCCGCCGUCAACCAAGACAAGUCUGCGCGAAGGACGCCUCGGGCCCUAGUGCAUCUGCCCUCGUAUCAGUGGAACCACUCCCAGAAGUACUGGGCAGAAUCUCGCCUUGCACGGGAGUUUAGACUUCGCGAAUACGGCGCGAGAAGCCUGGUAGGAGCACCCUGCCCCGUGACGUCAACAGAAGAGCGUGUAUGGCGGGGGUUUUUGAGGCUCGAGGAGCAGCCCUGGGUGGCCGAUCAUAAGAUCAAUGGCUCGAUUCUGUAUCCUGGUGCUGGCUUCCUUGCUAUGGCGGUCGAGGGCGUGAGACAGCUGGCCUUCCACCGGAACCUCGACAAGCCGAGGAUUGUCAAGGGUUUCCGAUUCCGUGACGUGCGGCUCAUGGCGGCGAUGAUUCUGUCCUCGGAUAAGCAAGAGGUCGAGCAUACUCUGAGCCUGCAACCUCAGCCCGAGGACGGCUGGUACCGCUUCACAGUGGCCAGCUCUGGAGAUGGCCAAUCUCUUACAAGGAACUGUGCAGGUCUUGUCCUAGUCGAGUACGAGGAUGGGGAAAACCCCGACUUGUAUCGAAAACGCCCGCACGUCGUGCACCCGGCCUUCCUCGACGCCGUGUUCCACCUCUGCUUCGCCGCCCUCAUGGGUGAUGGCAACAAAAUGAAAAGUGCCAUGGUUCCUACCCAGAUUGACGAGAUUUGCUUGAGCAUGAGGCUUCCAAUCGACGUUGGAAAGCAGCUGAAGGGCUUCUGUCACGCCAAAAGAGCCGGCUUGAAGAAUCUCGAAGCCGAUAUGGCUGUCAUGGACGAGCAGGAGGCCAGACCUGUUUUGACCAUUCGAGGAUUCUGCUGUACUCAGGUUGACGGGAGCACUUCUGGAAAUUCGGACGCCGAGGUGACAGCGAUUACCAAGAAGUAUGCCAGCAGAGUGGUCUGGAGGCCUCAUCUGCAACUGCUUUCUGAUGACGACCUGGAGCAAUGGAUCCAGUCCAAAACCAAGACAGUCGAAGAGGUAUUGGCUGAAUACAUCAAGCUGCUGCACCACAUCAAUCCGGGCUUGUCCAUGCUAGAGUUCACCCCGACAGAGGUGCCUCACACGGUGAUCGGGUCACUCGUGGGGCUGGGCAUGGCUCCGCUGCUGAACACGGCCAAAUAUACCGUCUGCGCCUCUAGCAAUUCCAUAAUUGAUGGGAUGAAGGGCUCGCUGCGGUCUGUUUCAGCCGAACUGAAUGAUCUCGUCAACGUGGCUGUUCUGGACUUCUUUUCCGGUACGCCAACAGAGGCCGCCGAGUCCGCGACCCCCCGCGCGGCGGACUUGAUCAUAACAACGAAUUUGUCUACCAGAGAGAGAGAGGAUGCCCAGAAGGCCCUUGGAAAAUCAUUAACGCACAUGUCCAGCAAAGGCAGAAUGCUCCUAGUCGAGCAUGACUCUGGAAAUGUCUCCGCUUUGAGGGGAUUGGCCCGCGAAGCCGGUCUUGCCAUCGAAGCUGAGCUUGAAGCAGCUAGCGGAGUCGUUGUUGUUCUGAAGGCUCCCGAGGCGGCCGGAGAGCAACAUCAGAGUAAUGGCAUCAAGAUGACAGAAAAGCAAGUGACGCUCCUCGCCCACUCUUCUGCCUCCGAGUUGGCCGAUAUUUUCUUGGCGGCCCUCGGCGAGUCACUCUCGUCUGCUGGGUAUUCACUCUCAGUUGUGCGGUGGGACCCAGCCAUAGUAGAGUCACUUCAGGGCAAGGCGAUCAUCUCCUUGCUGGAGCUCGAGUCACCGUUUUGGCGAGACCUCGCCGAGGCUCCAGACGGUACAGGUGAAGCUGCCUUCGUAGCUGCACGAAGUGUGACGCUCUCGGCGCAAAGCGUCCUCUGGGUGACGGGAUUUGCAGAUCCGGCCGCCGAGAUGGUCACCGGCAUUGCACGAGUGAUGCGCAAUGAGGUGCCCGGCUUGAGCUUCCGCACUCUCAACAUUUACGACGCCCUGGACAUACGGGCUGCCCAGCUUGUGUCGAAAGCAUUCGACGAGCACGACUUGACACAACCGGACGACGCAGAGUUCAAACUUGAGGGAGGCGUUAUACAGGUCAACCGCGUUGUCACUGAUGAUGCUGCCAAUGACGAGUUGGACAAGCUCGUAAAUGCGGACAAAGCCGCAACAACUAGCCCCACGGAGAAAAUCAUGCUGGGCUCUCUGGAUCAACAUAGAUGCCUUCGUCUUGCCGUCGAAGCUGCGAGUGAUCACAAUUCACUCCACUUUGUAGAGGAACAGUCCGUUCCUGGAGACAACGUCAAGACAGAAGAGCUGGCAGAUGACGAAGUGGAAAUCUCCAUCAAGGCGUCGUGCGUGAGUGGCGCCGACUUAGCCACCGUCAAAGGCCAGAAUAGGUUUGAUCCCAAUGUCCUCGGCAUGGAGGCUUCCGGAGUCAUCACUCGAGUCGGCUCCAAUCGAAUUCAAAGCACGUUCAGGUUGGGCGAUAGGGUCAUGGUCCUGGCGCCCGGUGCGCACCGCACCCUCCUCAGAACGAAGGCUGAUUACGUCGGCAGAGUGCCCAGUGGCAUAUCUUACGAGGAGGCUGCCAGUAUCCCGCUCGCCUUGACCACAGCGUGGUACGCUCUAGUCUAUCUAGCCAGGUUGGGCAGCUCCAGAAAGAGGUCUGUUCUGAUAAACGAUGCAUCAAGCACAGUCGGCCAGCAAGCUCUGCGCAUCGCGCGACAUCUAAGCCUGGACGUCCUCGUCAUGGUGGAGUCGGCGUCGCAAGCUGACUCUGCUGUUCACACUCUAGGUGUGAAGCCCUCGAACAUUUUGACGCUGUCGUCAAUCAACGUGUUCAGCCUAGCGCACGCCAUCAAGCAGCUUUCCCCUGGGAGGCGAGGCAUUGAUGUAGUGGUCGACUGCUCUGGCAGGCUGGCGGGUGAGACCCUGCGACAAACCAUGAACGCCGUCGCCCCCUUCGGACACCUUGUCAGUUGUGUAGACGGCAACAACAACAGCAGCCAUGGUUCCUCUGCCGCCUCCGCUGCCGCCAUCGGAUGCUCAACUAAUAGCACGCACGUGAACACAACUGUGUCCUCGGUUGAUAUCACGGCCCUGCUUCAUAGCCGACCGGACCUGGUGGCCGACGUACUACAACAGGCCUUCCAGUUUCUUCAAGAAGUCAAGGAGCAUAUAGCGAGACCACUGCGAUCUUUCCCCGUCAGCAACGUCGCUGCCGCUUUCCGUGAAAUCGAAGAAGGUUCCGUAGAAAGCGCUAUCCUUACCUACUCCGCCAAGGACGUCGUCCCUGCAAAACUGUCCGUCAGACCAACCAAUGAUUCUACGAGUUCGUCCUACAGCGUAUCUCUCCACCCAGACGCCAUUUAUGUUCUGUCGGGCGGUCUUGGUGGCCUCGGCCGGUCCCUAUCAACCCUCCUGGUCAAUAAGCUCGGCGCACGCAAGCUCCUCUUCCUCUCACGGUCCGGCGCCACAGCCCCGUCCGCGCGCCAGCUUCUUGUCGACCUGGAGACCUCUGAAGCUCGCCCCGCCCUCGCUGCUUACGCAUGCGACGUUUCUGACCGCCUAUCUGUGGCAGACGCCGUGUCGAGAGCGGAGGCGGAGAUGGGCGGAAAGGUAAAGGGCGUCAUCCAAUGCGCCAUGGUCCUCCGAGACGUGUUGUGGUCCAACAUGUCGUAUAAGCAAUGGGUCGAGUCCACGCUGCCAAAGGUUCAGGGCACGGCGAACCUAUCGAGCGUGCUGCCAGACGUAGACUUUUUCAUCUCGUUAUCGUCUUUUGCCGGCAUCUUUGGCAACCGGGGACAAGCCAACUACGCGGCGGGCAACUGUUACCAAGAUGCGCUGGCGCGGCACCGUCGAGGGCCUUUGGGCCUGGGAUCUGGGCUCACCAUCGACGUCCCGAUAAUGCGAGGCAUCGGCGUCCUGGCGGAAUCCGGAGGGUUAGAGUCUCUGAGGGAGUGGGAGGAGCCGUACGGCAUCAGCGAGGCCGAGUUCCACCACGUCAUGAACUUGGCCAUCCGGCGAGACAUGGGGCUAGAGCGUGGCCAGACCGACAACCAACUGAUCCUUGGCAUCGCCACGGGCGCGUCAGCUCAAACAGCCGGGAUCCCGACGCCGUACUACUUGGAAAGCGAGGCCAAGUUCAGCAUCAUGCAGAAGACGGACAUGGCAUUCCUCAGGGGCUCUCAGGACAAGGCCUCAACUUCAUCUGGCGAAGCAGAAAACAAGCGGGAGUCGAUCCAGACCGUCCUCUCCCGGGCCGCGAACCUCGAGGAGGCUUCCGACGCCAUCACACAGAUGCUGGUGAAACGUGUCGCCAAGAUGCAGCGGGUGACGGUUGAGGAAGUCGACGCGAGCCGGUUCCUGCAUAGCUAUGGCGUGGACUCACUAGUGGCUAUUGAGAUUGCGAAUUGGGCACUGAGGGAGGUGAAGAGCAAAAUCAACGUGUUUGACGUCAUGGCUGGCGUUCCGAUCACAGCGCUGGCUGAGAAGAUUGCUGGGAAGAGUGAGCUAAUCCCGAAGGAAGUCAGAGAAGGCUAAGAAUGAGGCGAGGAGAUCACGGGGGCACACUACAAUGAUGUUUGCGUUCAUGGGCAGGGC
Messenger RNA from Colletotrichum navitas, 7338 nucleotides. RefSeq lists its product as uncharacterized. The coding region runs from base 1 to 7278 and encodes 2425 amino acids. NCBI's taxonomy places the organism in Eukaryota, Fungi, Ascomycota, Sordariomycetes, Glomerellales, Glomerellaceae. Gene Ontology annotation, molecular function: oxidoreductase activity; phosphopantetheine binding; fatty acid synthase activity. The transcript is spliced from 4 exons. The record is from RefSeq and is a predicted model, not a curated record. Gene Ontology annotation, biological process: secondary metabolite biosynthetic process; fatty acid biosynthetic process.